This is a messenger RNA of Mus musculus (house mouse), 611 nucleotides long. Its product is annotated as predicted gene 15682. NCBI's taxonomy places the organism in Eukaryota, Metazoa, Chordata, Mammalia, Rodentia, Muridae. The coding region runs from base 105 to 587 and encodes 160 amino acids. The record is from RefSeq and is a predicted model, not a curated record. The transcript has a single exon.
AUUAUAAAAUAAGAAAGUGCUUUUCCCCACAAACAAGUUAUACUCUUCAAAAAUCUAAUAUCCUCCUUUCGGCCGCCGCAGCCAUCUUCCAGUAACUCGCCAAAAUGACGAACACAAAGGGAAAGAGGAGAGGCACCCGGUACAUGUUCUCUAGGCCUUUUAGGAAACAUGGCGUUGUUCCUUUGGCCACAUACAUACGAAUCUACAAGAAGGGUGAUAUUGUAGACAUCAAGGGAAUGGGCACUGUUCAAAAAGGAAUGCCCCAUAAGUGCUACCACGGCAAAACCGGAAGAGUCUACAAUGUCACCCAGCAUGCCGUGGGCAUCAUUGUCAACAAGCAGGUUAAGGGCAAAAUUCUGGCCAAGAGGAUCAAUGUGCGGAUUGAGCAUAUCGAGCACUCAAAGAGCAGAGGCAGCUUCCUGAAGCGGGUGAAGGAGAACGACCAGAAGAAAAAGGAAGCCAAAGAGAAGGGCACCUGGGUGCAGCUGAAGCGCCAGCCUGCGCCACCCAGAGAAGCACACUUUGUGAGGACUAACGGAAAAGAGCCUGAGCUGUUGGAACCCAUUCCAUACGAAUUCAUGGCCUAAUGUACACAAAGAAAUAAAAAUACC